Molecule: messenger RNA, 1872 nt
Organism: Dovyalis caffra
Lineage: Eukaryota; Viridiplantae; Streptophyta; Magnoliopsida; Malpighiales; Salicaceae
Source: the annotation of a GenBank genome assembly
AUGGCAGCUCCUUUGUCAGCCUGGCCUUGGGAGAACUUGGGCAUUUAUAAGUAUCUGCUAUAUGGACCUCUUCUUUCAAAAGUCUUGUAUACAAGGAUUCAAGAGGGUUCUUUCAAGGACGAUUGGUGUCUCCAUAUUCUGAUUAUAUGUGCUGCUAGAGCAGUUCUUCAUCAAUUGUGGAGUACUUUUGUUAACAUGCUUUUCCUAACAAGUAAUCUCCGGAUUAAUCAACAAGGCUAUGAUUUCAAGCAGAUAGACAAAGAGUGGGAUUGGGAUAAUUUCAUACUUCUUCAAGCUCUUAUUGCAUCCAUGGCAUGUUACAUGUACCCCCCAUUCAUCGAAAAUGUUCCUCUAUGGAACACAAAAGGUUUUAUUACCAUUUUGACACUCCAUGUGGGAAUUUCAGAGCCUCUAUACUAUUGGGUGCAUAGAUGCUUUCAUACAAGUGAUCUCUUUACCAAGUACCAUUCAAUCCACCACUCUUCCCCAGUACUGCACCCUUUCACAGGUGCAAAUGCAACAUUUUUGGAGCAUCUUGCUCUAACCACAGUCAUUGGAAUUCCAAUAAUUGGGUCUUAUAUGAUGGGAUAUGGAUCAAGAAGCAUGAUUUAUGGGUAUCUCUUGGUGUUUGAUUUUCUUAGAUGCUUGGGGCAUUGCAACGUGGAAGUUGUUCCUCAUCAAUUGUUUGAUGCUCUUCCCUUUCUUAGAUAUCUUCUCUACACUCCGACAUACCACAGCCUGCACCACACAGACAUGGGCACCAAUUUCUGCCUCUUUAUGCCAUUCUUUGAUGCAAUAUGGAAGACACUUAAUAGCAAGUCUCGGGAACUCCACAAGAAAAUAAGCUCAAGUGCAGGGAAAGACAGGAGAACUAUACCUGGUUUUGUUUUCUUAGCACAUGUUGUAGAUGUAACAUCUUCAUUACAUGCCCCAUUUGUCAUCCGUUCUUUUGCUUCGUUGCCCUAUACGACGAGGCUCUUUUUGCUGGUUUGCUGGCCUGGGGCAUUUAUUGCUAUGCUUAUGAUGUGGGCAUGGGCUAAGACCUUCUUAAUCUCUUUCUAUAAUCUCAGAGGCAGGUUGCAUGAAACAUGGAGUGUUCCAAGAUUCGGCUUUCAGUAUUUCUUGCCAUUUGCUAAAGAGGGUAUCAAUAAGCACAUAGAAGAGGCUAUUCUUAGGGCGGAUAGGCUCGGGGUCAAGGUCAUUAGCCUUGCUGCAUUGAACAAGAAUGAAGCUCUCAAUGGUGGUGGUACGCUGUUUGUGAACAAGCACCCAAACCUUAAAGUUCGAGUUGUCCAUGGAAAUACUUUAACUGCUGCAGUUAUUCUCAAUGAAAUCCCCAAGGAUGUAGAAGAAGUGUUUUUAACAGGAGCAACUUCCAAACUUGGAAGAGCUAUUGCGCUCUACCUUUGCCAAAGGAGAGUAAGAGUCCUAAUGCUGACCUCAUCAACAGAGAGAUUUCAAAAAAUUCAAAAGGACGCCCCAAUUGAAUGUCAAGUCUAUCUGGUACAAGUGACCAAGUACCAAGCAGCUCGUAGUUGCAAGACCUGGAUCGUGGGCAAGUGGAUCACACCACGGGAGCAAAGUUGGGCCCCAACAGGAGCACGUUUCCAUCAAUUUGUGGUGCCCCCCAUUUUGUCCUUCAGAAGAGACUGCACUUACGGUGAUCUUGCAGCCAUGAGACUCCCUGAUGAUGUUCAAGGACUUGGAAAUUGCGAGUAUACGAUGGAGAGAGGAGUAGUACACGCAUGCCAUGCAGGCGGUGUGGUUCACCUGCUAGAAGGUUGGAGUCACCAUGAAGUUGGGGCAAUUGAUGUUGAAAGAAUCGAUCUGGUUUGGAAAGCUGCAUUAAAGCAUGGCUUAAAACCGGUCUAA